Molecule: messenger RNA, 1221 nt
Organism: Haemonchus placei
Lineage: Eukaryota; Metazoa; Nematoda; Chromadorea; Rhabditida; Trichostrongylidae
Source: the annotation of a GenBank genome assembly
GAUCUGCACAUCAUGCGUUAUCUAUCCGAAACGGCUUUUCUCGAUGAGUCACCGGCCACUCCGGCGGACAUUCACGAGAUCCUUAAGUCCCUGGGUAGUCAGUUUGACUCGAAAUUAACAUCAGCGGAGCGAAUGCUGUGCGCACGUUUCACCAAAGGCCGUACCCUGUAUGAGGAAUACGCGCGCAAUCCCGAACGUUCAAUGCAUAUGUCGGAGAGCGAGAUCGAAGAGUACAUUCUGGCAGAGAAAGAGGUAUCGGAGUGCGUUAAAAAAAUGGUGACGCUUAUGUUCAAAGUAAGAGCACCAGAUAUUUUGCUUCUAACCACAGCGUCACUCAUCAACACCACGAGCACGGGCGGGAUUUUCAAGACCCACAUAGGGGACCGCAAAGUGAUAAUCAUUGAUGAGGCCUCCCAAGUCCCCGAACCAAUUUUCGCGUGCAUCACCACUCUGUUCCCAGACGCCUCCCAGCUCUACGUCGGCGAUGUCAAUCAGCUGCAGCCGCAUACUAAGUGCCCUCCCGAUGCCAAUCCAGCGUUGUUUGGGGCUCGAAGUAUCACAGACGUCCUGGCUCAGUCCCCCCUCCUACCGAGAGCUACUCUGAUCACUACGUUCAGGGCCCACCCCGCUCUGAACGCGCUACCUAAUAUCCUGUCGUAUAAUGGCACCUUGGUCAGCGGAGCUCGAGCCGAGGACCGUCGUCUCCUAUUAGAUCGGAUCCACUUCCCUAAUCCAAAUGUACCCUUCGCCCUCGUGAACGUGAGGGGCUACUCCGUCAGAGCACCUACACGCUCACAUUCAAACGAGUACGAAGCCCAAGCGUGCAGCUCUUUAAUCGACUACCUCUUAGACGUAGCCAAACUGGAUCCGCAGCAAAUUUGUGUUAUAACUUUCUAUCGCGAGCAAUACCGACUGCUACAAGAUUUCGCUGCUUCCCGCCAUAUUGAAAUCGCCACUGUAGACUCCAUCCAAGGGCGUGAAAUGGACGUAGUAAUACUUCUAACAACACGCACUGGAAUGGAGGGAACAGCGUCGACUUUUGUCGACAACCGCCUUCGGCUGAACGUAGCCAUCACGAGAUGCCGCCACGGGCAGUUUAUUCUAGGUCAGGUGGCGUCGCUCCGAUCUCUUCCCCACUGGGGCACGGUCGUCCGAUGGGCCGAGAGUAUUAAUGCAGUAGUGCAGUCUACACAGUUGGAGCGCUUAUUCCCGAGUUGCUAG